Molecule: messenger RNA, 2407 nt
Organism: Arabidopsis lyrata subsp. lyrata
Lineage: Eukaryota; Viridiplantae; Streptophyta; Magnoliopsida; Brassicales; Brassicaceae
Product: probable protein phosphatase 2C 6
Exons: 5
Coding region: 681-2156 (491 amino acids)
Biological process (GO): protein dephosphorylation
Molecular function (GO): protein serine/threonine phosphatase activity
Source: RefSeq, a predicted model, not a curated record
UUAAAAAUAUUCAAAUUUGGUGGGCAUGGAAAUUAGGGAGUCUUGGACAUAUCGCUUCAUUUGAUUGAAACAUCACUCGACCAGAUGACAAAAGACACGUUUCAGGUUCUACGUCGAUUACGUGAACAAUUCUAAUUGGUUUCUCAGUUGGUGUGGGUGGUACGAAGUAUGAACUCAGCCAAAGAAAGAACUAUCAUUUUCUUGCUAAAUAGUAUGUUUCAGUAAAAAUUUAAACAGAAAACAUUGUAAAAGAGUGAAAAUUGAUCUCACGUGCAGAAGCAGCAGAACCAAGCUAGCUACGACCUCUCUCUCUCUCUUUUUGACUAAAAGUAAUACUUUUUACUCUUUUGAAUAGUCAGUCUUGCGGAAGUGGAGUUAGUAAACACUUUUUGUGAUCUGGUCUGUAUUCAAGUUUGGCGUCUCUCUCUUCAAACAGAGAAUCCUAAACAGUUUACGAGACAUUUGAUUGUCUCUAAUGUUUGUAAACAUGUGGUUUUUCACUCUCUUUCGGUCUUUUCCAGUUGAUGUAGUAAUGGAAGCUUUGAGUCUUUAAACGGGAAUUUAUUGCCGACCAAACCCCAAACAAAAAAAAACACAGGUCUCUCUGGUAGAUACUAUUUCUAACCAUUCGAUUAUAAGGAAAAGGUUUUGACUUGUUUUGGACGAUUGGGGAUUUUCAAAUGGGUCUGUGUCAUUCGAGAAUUGAUAAGACCACUAGGAAGGUAACCGGAGCAACAAGCACCGCCACUACUACUAUGGUGGAGAGACAGAGCUCGGGGAGGCUGCGGAGGCCUAGAGAUUUAUACAGCGGCGGCGAAAUCAAUGAGAUUCAACAAGUCGUGGGUCGGCUUGUUGGCAAUGGUUCUAGUGAAAUCGCUUGUCUUUACACACAACAAGGCAAAAAAGGAACUAACCAAGACGCCAUGCUUGUCUGGGAGAAUUUUUGUUCGAGAACCGAUACAGUGUUAUGUGGUGUAUUCGAUGGACAUGGUCCAUUUGGUCAUAUGGUUUCAAAGAGAGUCCGAGAUAUGUUACCUUUCAUAUUAUCAACUCAAUUGAAAACGACCUUAAGGAAGGAACAAAGCGGCUCCAAGAAUGGCCUUGAGUCCGCUACUUGUGUAGAUGAAGAGCAGUGGUUUGAGUUACAGCCGAACGAGGAGGACGAAAAGCUACUUCCGGAGAUGUACCUCCCGUUGAAGCGGGCUUUGCUCAAGACUUGUCAACAGAUGGAUAGAGAGUUAAAAAUGCAUCCAACCAUCAAUUGUUUCUGCAGCGGAACUACUUCUGUCACUGUGAUCAAACAGGGUAAGGAUCUGGUGGUGGGAAAUAUUGGUGACUCGAGAGCUGUUCUUGCCACAAGAGACCAAGACAAUGCUUUGGUCGCUGUACCAUUGACCAUAGACUUAAAACCCGAUUUGCCAAGUGAAUCAGCAAGAAUCCAUAAAUGUAAAGGUAGAGUGUUUGCCUUACAAGACGAGCCUGAGGUUGCGCGUGUGUGGUUACCGAACAGCGAUUCACCUGGUUUAGCAAUGGCUCGAGCUUUUGGGGACUUCUGUCUUAAAGAUUACGGGCUAAUCUCUGUUCCUGAUAUCAACUACCAUCGCCUCACUGAAAGAGAUCAGUUUAUUAUUCUAGCCACAGACGGGGUAUGGGAUGUUUUAUCGAAUAAAGAAGCUGUUGAUAUUGUGGCUUCAGCUCCUAAUCGAAACACUGCAGCUCGUGCUGUAGUCGACACAGCAGUUCGAGCAUGGAGGCUCAAGUAUCCUACUUCCAAGAACGACGAUUGUGCUGUUGUAUGUCUCUUUCUUGAAGACACUUCAGCAGCAGCAUCCGUGGAAGUUUCAGAAACGGUUAAUCAUUCACAUAAAGAGUCUACAGAGAGUGUCACUAUCACAUUAAGCAAAGAUUCUGACAGGAAGGAAGAGGCUUCAACAGAAACAAAUGAGAUUGUACCGGUUUGGGAGAUAAAAGAAGAAAAGAAGCUUCAGAGUUGCAGGAUUGAGUCCAAGAAGACAACACUCGCCGAGUGUAUAUCGGUUAAGGAUGAAGAAGAGUGGUCGGCAUUGGAAGGAUUGACUAGAGUCAACAGUCUCUUGAGCAUUCCUAGGUUCUUCUCCGGCGAGCUAAGAUCAAGUAGCUGGAGAAAAUGGUUGUGAGUCAACAAAACUCAAAAAUGAUCAAACAAACAGUCGCUGAUUUUCAUUUCAUGAUUGGUUUUCUUUCCAUUGAUGACAUGAAAAUCGGUGUUAAGAAAUGUCACAAAAUGUUCACUGUUUCAUGAAGCGAGCGAAGUCAGACAAGCUUCUUCGUGGAAGAACUUAUAAAAACGUUUUUGUCUCUGCGGUGUAAGUGCUAUCAUUUCUUAAAUCUUUAUGAAGACAGCAAACUGCGAAAACUGCACACAUUA